Messenger RNA from Oikopleura dioica, 930 nucleotides. Lineage: Eukaryota; Metazoa; Chordata; Appendicularia; Copelata; Oikopleuridae. The record is from the annotation of a GenBank genome assembly.
AUGGUCAUUAAGAAUCACGCUGUUGGAAUCAACGCGUCUGAUGUUAACUUUACUUCUGGCGCAUACAUGCCUGGAGUGCAACCUCCUUUUCCUUGCGGAUUCGAAGCUGUAGGAACAGUCGUUGCAGCAGGACCUAAAGCGAUGGCAAAAGAAGGAGAUCACGUGUGCUACAUGGAAUACGGCGCAUUCUCCGACUAUCACACCACUUCCAAAGUGUUUCCGGUCCCCACUGCCGACCCAAAAUACAUUCCCCUUUUGGUUUCAGGCCUGACCGCAGCAAUUUCUCUGAAUGUCAACGGAGUCGACGUUUUCAAGAAGGAUGCUUCAAGCAAGCCUCCAAGAGUCGGUCUCGUUACUGCCGCUGCUGGUGGCACUGGCCAGUUUGCGACCCAGUUGCUCGCUCACUCCGGCGCGAGCAAAGUCAUUGCGACUUGCUCUAAUCAAAAGAAGGCCGACUUUCUCAAGAGCAUUGGCGCUACGCACGUGAUCAAUCUUUCCGAAGAGAAACUAGGCGUGGCAUUGCCAGAACUCGCCCCGAGCGGCGUCAACGUGGCUUACGAAAGUGUUGGUGGAAAAGUUCUCGACUCUGUUAUUGACAAUUUGGCAACUGCUGGCAAAUGUGUUCAAAUCGGAUUUAUCUCAAGCUACUUGGAGAAGGGUGGAAUGGCUCGAGGCGUGUCCCCGCAAGCGUCCGUGAUUCCUGUCAAACUCCUAACCAAAUCCGCCUCCAUGAACGGUUUUUUCUUGAUGCACUACCCUCACCUGAUGUCCGAUGCUUAUCAAAAUCUUGUGCGUCUUGUCGAUAGCGGCGCAAUCUCGAGCAAAGUUGACUUCGGCCCAAAUUUGCAGGGAAUCGAAGCCAUUCCUGAUGGAGUUGAUUAUCUUUACUCCAAGAAAUCAAUUGGCAAGAUUUGUGUCAAACUUGACUAA